AUGAGAGCUCUACAGCUUGCAGCUCUUCUAUCACCGCUUGCCGGUGUAGCUCUGGCAUCUGACUGCGUACUGAGCCCUCUUGGAGAUGGCCAGGACGAUACAGACCAAGUGCUCGCAGCGAUCGACCAAUGUGGUACCGACGGAACGGUCACUUUGAAUGAGGGCGAGUUCAACAUUACCAGGAAAAUGACAUGGGAUUUGUCUCGUAGUAGGGUGGACCUUCGCGGAUGGUUGAGCUUCACCCCCGAUGUCGAAUACUGGCUUGACCCCGAGAACACAUAUCGAGUCGUGUUCAUUCAAAGUCAGGCUUCGUGGUUCGUGGUGACCGGGUCGGACUUCGUUAUCGACGCGCACAACCAAGGCGGUAUCAACGGCAAUGGACAAACCUGGUGGAACUACUUCACCAACGUCACGCGUGAAGAUGGCGAUGGCCGCCCGCUCGCGCUCACCUUGUACCAAGUCAGCAACGGCACUGUCAAGGACUUCCAUAUCCAGGCUCAGCCGUUCUGGUGCAACACUGUCGCGGAGUCUGACAACGUCGUUUACGAUGGGAUGAAGUGCAACGCGACCAACGGCAAUCCGGAGUUCUUCGGACAGAAUAUUGUGCCCAAUACGGACGGUAUCAACACAUACAGAAGUAGCAACGUCCAGCUGCUGAACUGGGACAUCACUUGUGGCGAUGAUUGUCUCGCUAUCAAAGGGAACUCGACCAACAUUCUCGCAAACAACGUUACCUGUCAUGGCGGUAAUGGAAUCGCGUUUGGCUCUCUCGGGCAAUACGUGAACAUGUCUGACAUUGUCGACAACGUUACGUUGAGCAACGUUGUGGUGGAGCGCAUCAACAAGACCCUUCAACCCAAUAUGGGUGCGGGUGUCUACCUCAAGACGUGGACCGGCACCGUCAACGGGGAGCCUCCAACCGGCGGAGGUGGUGGCUCAGGUUAUGUGUCCAACAUACGAUUCGUCAACUUCACACUGAGCGACGUCGACCUCCCCACGCACAUCUACCAGACAAAUGGCGGUCACAGUGCGGAUGAACCCUCUACGCUCCAAUUCAGCAACAUCACCUGGGAGAAUUGGACUGGCACUGCCGAUGGAGCUACUUUGGUCAACAUUGCGUGCAGUUCUGCUGUACCUUGUCCGGAUCUGACGUUCAUUAACUUCGACGUCUCUCCGCCCUCGACAGACUCGGCGAAGUACGAAUGCAGCAACGCGGUCAAUGUGACAGGUAUAUCUUGCUAG
Molecule: messenger RNA, 1242 nt
Organism: Peniophora sp. CBMAI 1063
Lineage: Eukaryota; Fungi; Basidiomycota; Agaricomycetes; Russulales; Peniophoraceae
Source: the annotation of a GenBank genome assembly